Ostreobium quekettii is the source of this 1851-nucleotide messenger RNA. The record is from the annotation of a GenBank genome assembly. NCBI's taxonomy places the organism in Eukaryota, Viridiplantae, Chlorophyta, Ulvophyceae, Bryopsidales, Ostreobiaceae.
AUGACGGGGAUCCCGGUGGAGCGACCCGACUGGUACUAUAAGUUGGACGGGGUGGCGCUGUCCCUGGGAGUCACCUCUUUCCAGAAUCUCAUGUGGCUGUUCUUCCCCAUCGUGCGCGUCUCUCCCCUUUUCGAUGCCCUUGGACUGCCCUUCGAGAAGCGCAUCAGGUACCACCGUUGGCUUGGGCACAUGACGAUGGUCAUUCUGGCGACCCACGGCUUCCUGUACUGGAUCGUUCGAGUCUCCGUGGACCAGUGGGUGGAGGAGGCGCUGCAGUGGACGGACCACAGGAACGUGAACAACUUCGCCGGAGGCAUAUCCUUGUGGUUUGGAAUCGCUCUGUGGGUGACCGCACUGGAGUGGACGAGGCGAAGGUACUUUGAGGUGUUCUACAGGACCCACAUCGUCAGCUUUGUGGGGUUCUUGAUAUUCGGCAUUCUCCACGCCCCCGGGAUGCACGUGUACCUCGGCGCCGGUCUGCUGAUCUACUGCCUGGACCUCGUCCUGCGGUUGACUCAGCUCAGCACCCCCGUCAAGGUGAAGUGGUCGGGGUCGACUUCGGACGGGUCCAUCGCGGUCAUCGGGUUCGACACCGUGAAGCCGCUGUGCCCCUUCUCCACGUUCUUUGUGAACAUCGGAAGCAUCUCCAAGGUCCAGUGGCACCCCGUCACUCCUGUCAUGAUGGGGGGAGGAACUGGAAUGAAGGUGUGUUUCAAGAAGUUCGGCAAUUGGACAAGUAGGCUUGUCGAGGAGGCGGCGGCCGGCAGGCUGACCACCGCGAGGCUCGAGGGUCCCUUCAGCACCACGGCGGACUCGUGCCACUUUCACGAGCACGAGUACCUGGUCAUGGUCGCCGGCGGCAUCGCCAUCACGCCCCUGCUAACCAUACUUAAGAAGCUGGUCAUAGCCAACGCCUGGGACGCUGGCAAGGUCGGCCGGCGCAGGUCCGCAAAGGCGGACGAGCCUUCCCCCAGGGGUGCGCCGCGGGCCCGAAAGGUUGUGGUCCUGUGGACCAUGCGCAACAUAGCCGAGGCGGAGCUGAUGGACGAGGAGCUGUUCGCCUACAGCCGGGCCCAGCCCGACCUGCUGGACAUCCGCAUACACUACACGGGGAAGGUGCCGCUCGACAACUGGACGGGGACCAUGAUCCGGGUGAAGAAGGAAGUCGACCACGCCGACAUGAUCAGCGCCGAGUUCGGCGACACAAGGGCGUCGAAGAGCGGCAAGGCCUCGCCCGCUGUCCCGCACAUUGAGCCGAAUCAGGUCGGGGACUUGUUCAGGCGCGUGAGCCCCACCACCCUGCCAAUGUACAGCGGGCCCCUGCACCUUGCCGGGCUGAACAUCCUCGUGUACGCCGCGGCGCUUAUGGGGCUGAUCAUGGGCAUAAGCUACCCGCUGGAGGCGAUAAGGUCGGGGGAAGAGACUUCCAGGGGGAAGGUGGACAUGGUCGUUAUGUUCACAAUGUGCAUGAUGGCCAUCGGGGCGGUGACCCUCUUCGUCUUCCCCGCCCACCUGUCCCUCUACCGGAGAGCCAGGGAAAAACAGGCGCUACAGAUGGUGGCGGCGCCCAAGCCAGAGCCCACCAAGCUCUCAUCGACGACGAUACUGUGGAUAUCUAGGACGCAGGACAUAUCGAUGGACGGCAUGGAUCUCGUUGCCGGCCCCCGCGAGAUAUCGGACACGCCCGUCUUUUCGGCGUCCACGAUCGACUGGAUCAAGGAAAACAGGAAGAACGGGCGGCCCGACGUGGACAAGGUGCUGGAUGACGUAAACGCGCAUCUGUCUCCGGGCUGCACGGCGGCUGUCAUCACGGCAGGUGCGCGAUGUUGUGAGCCGCUGGCGACGGAGUAG